GUAGCAUCUAAGUAGUCUUUGAUCAAAAUGUACAUUGACAAUCUUCAGAGAAAUAAAUUCAUUCUUUAUUCAACCACCAACCGACAAGGUUCAGUUAUUUCAUUUGGCGACUGCGGGUGCGGAUUAUUCGACCCAUCGACGGCGGAGGUUAACUACUGGAACAAGUCCCGGUGUGUCACCAUCUGAUUUUGAAGGAGAAAACAAGAUUGAAGCAGAACAGAUCAAGAAGCGGAAGUCGAGCAGAAAAUAACAGUAGCGGAAAUCGAGCGGUCAAGAUCCGGACAGCGGUCAAGAUUCAGGAAACGGAAGCGUAGCGGUCAAGAUUCGGGAAGCAGAUUCGAGUACCAGGCGGUAUCGUAAAACACGAACAUUUGAAGAUGGCGUGGCCGAUGGUCAAUCCUCUCAUCCCACCAUUCGUUGAAGACGCAGAAGGGAGCGUAGCCAUUCGCUGGGAGGAAUGGAAGAAGCAAUUUAACGCGUAUGUAGAUUGGAGAGGUAUUGAAGACCACGAGGCCAAAUUCAAAACCCUGGCGUUAUUCGGUGGACCGGAUAUACGGAGAAUUAUUGACCAGAUCGAUGUGGACGAAAAUCAUCUGAUCGAAAACCGAUACCAUCUGGCUAUUGAAACACUGGAUGGAUAUUUCAUUCCCCGAAUCUCCAUCGCGUUCGAGUUGCAGAAGUUCCGGCAAGCGUCUCCGUUACCAGGAGAAAAUAUUGAAAAAUUUGCAUUUCGACUCCGGAAGCUUGCUGAAAACUGUGAACUUGGCGAACAAUCUGAAAAGUUGAUCGUUAACCAGAUAAUGUCGACCACGAAGGAUCUGAAAUUAAAGGCAAAAAUUCUGAAGAGUGAUUUACCCUUGAAUCAAGUUAUUGCUGCAGCUCGUGCUCAUGAGUCGUUGCAGUCUCAGUUGGAUCAAUGCGAAACAAGCGCAACUUCUUGUCCGGCGGAAAGCGUGCUGAAAAUCAACAAAAUGAACCGACAAUCGAAUGAAACAUUGAGGAACUACAAGCAGGAGAGGUGCCCCCGUUGUAACGGACGUCAUGCAUUCAGAAGCGACAACUGUCCUGCUAAAGACCAGAAAUGUCGUAUUUGUGGAAUAGUUGGACAUUUUGCCCGUUGCUGCCGUCAGAUAAGGAAACAUCGCAACUCUACCGAAACCACCAAUUCUAACAGACCAAGCAUCAGGAAGAAGCAGUACAUUCGAGAAAUUGAACGCACGGAUGAUGGAGCCCAUACAAUGGAUGCAGAAGCGGAAACAUUCGAUCUUUUCCAUCUGGACUCGAAGAAACGGACAGCGACUGUUUGCAUCGGUGGAGCUGCUAUGAAACUCAUCAUUGACACUGGAGCAGAUGUUGACGUGCUGUGUGAUCGCGAUUGGAAAACCUUAAAGGAAACCGGAUUUAUGGCGUUUAGCGUGAGAAAGGGGAGCAAGAAAUCGUUCCAGGCCUAUGGAACCAGCAACAAUCUCAAGGUCCUUGGAGAAGUUGAUUCGGAAAUCACAUGGAAAGGGAACACCGUUGAAACUACACUGUACGUUAUCGAGGGAGGAAAAUGUUCACUCAUGUCCGGAGAUACAGCCGAGAAAUUGGGAUUACUGAAGUUCGUACAAGCUGUGGAUAAUGUGGCCUUUCCCCACAUGCAAGAAACUCCAAUUCGAAUCCAAAUCAAAUCCAAUCAAGUCCAAUCCAGCUACAAUACCAAAACCCAAUCCAACACAACUUAA
Messenger RNA from Aedes albopictus (Asian tiger mosquito), 1724 nucleotides. RefSeq lists its product as uncharacterized. Gene Ontology annotation, molecular function: aspartic-type endopeptidase activity. Bases 378 to 1724 code for a protein of 448 amino acids. NCBI's taxonomy places the organism in Eukaryota, Metazoa, Arthropoda, Insecta, Diptera, Culicidae. Gene Ontology annotation, biological process: proteolysis. The record is from RefSeq and is a predicted model, not a curated record. The transcript is spliced from 3 exons.